Molecule: messenger RNA, 450 nt
Organism: Chondrus crispus (carragheen)
Lineage: Eukaryota; Rhodophyta; Florideophyceae; Gigartinales; Gigartinaceae
Exons: 1
Coding region: 1-450 (149 amino acids)
Source: RefSeq, a predicted model, not a curated record
AUGAGCCCAGAUUGCAAAUGGCCGACGAAUCAAAUCACAGUACUGCGAAACGUCACUCCCAUGACGCGCCUCCAUCUGUACAGAACAUAUAUACUGUGCUACGUAAGCUGUUGUGCAGUUUUCUGUAUGAAGCCCGGCAGCAGUCCGCGUCUACCGUAUCACACAUGUCGUUUUGUGGCAUCCAGAGAUAGACUCUUGUCUCUCUACGGAAUGGUUCUACCAAAACAUAGCGAUGCAAAACUGUCAUCCCGAAGCACUCGUGUCAGAUGUCUUGGAAACUGUUGCUUACUCAACCAAUACGAUACACGUUUCCUGGACAUGCUUCCCGAAUGUCAAGGUCAUGUAGGAUGCAACACAAAAGGAAUUCUGGCAAGGCCCCGAUGUGUAUGUUUUCACACUCAUGUACAAUACUAUACAUUCUUGGCAUCCCUUAUGGACGCGAGUAGUUGA